Molecule: messenger RNA, 1777 nt
Organism: Malurus melanocephalus (red-backed fairy wren)
Lineage: Eukaryota; Metazoa; Chordata; Aves; Passeriformes; Maluridae
Gene: TMEM158
Product: transmembrane protein 158
Exons: 1
Coding region: 208-1206 (332 amino acids)
Molecular function (GO): peptide binding
Source: RefSeq, a predicted model, not a curated record
GUCACCGAAGCUCCCGGCUCGCUCGGCUCGUCGCCGCGGCAGCCACAGCCCCGCUCCCACCCCCUCGCCUGCCUCCACCCUCCUUCCCUUUCUCUCGCUCGCUCGGCGAGAGCAUUGUGCCUCCUUUCCCAGAUGGCAGCCGGCAGCGCCAUGCAGCCUCCCGUUCCUCCUCCUCCUCUCCCUCCUCUCCGGCUCUAAGUUAAUGCCAUGCUGCCGCUGCUCUUCCCGGCGCUGCUGGCCGCCUGCCUGCCGUCCUGCCAGGGCUGGAGCCCCUCGGCGGCUGCCAGCGGGCAGGAGGAGCAGGAGCAGGAGCUCUUCUUGCCCCCUGCCAACUCCUCCUCCCGCUCCUUGGCCAGCCUCGAGAUGGACCUCGACGGGGCAGCGAGCAAGGAGGAAGGCAGCACCGACAGCCCGGGCACGCCGGCUGCCCCUAGCCAAGAGCCUUUUCCUUCCGCUCCCACCACCUCCGGGCAGCAGGAGCAGCAGCAGGGGCAGCAGCAGCAGGAGCAGCAGCAGCAGCCUCCCCAGCCGCAGGGGCAGCCGCAGCCCGCCGAGGACCCGCACUGCAACAUCAGCGUGCAGCGGCAGAUGCUGAGCUCGCUGCUGGUGCGCUGGAGCCGCCCGCUGGGCAUCCAGUGCGACCUCCUGCUCUUCUCCACCAACAGCCACGGGCGGGCCUUCUUCUCCGCCGCCUUCCACCGCGUGGGGCCGCCGCUGCUCAUCGAGCACCUGGGGYUGGCGGCCGGCGGUGCCCAGCAGGACUUGCGCCUCUGCGUGGGCUGCAGCUGGGUGCGGGGCAGGCGGGUCGGGCGCUUGCGGGGCGCUGCUCCCCAGCCCCAGCCGCAGCCCCAACCCCAACCCCAACCCCCUGCCGCCGCUGCCGCCGCGGCCGCCGCCUCCUCCUCCUCCUCGCUUUCCUACCCGCCGGCGGCAGAGCCCGGCCAGUACUGGCUGCAAGGGGAGCCGCUCAAUUUUUGCUGCCUGGAUUUCAGCCUGGAGGAGCUGAAGGGCGAGCCGGGCUGGCGGAUGAACCGCAAGCCCAUCGAGUCCACCUUGGUGGCGUGUUUCAUGACUCUGGUCAUCAUCGUGUGGAGCGUGGCCGCCCUCAUCUGGCCCGUGCCCAUCAUCGCCGGAUUCCUGCCCAACGGCAUGGAGCAGCGCCGCGGCACCGCCGCCGGCACCGCCACCACCGCCGCCGCCAAGUAGCCUCUCCCGGUGACCCCCCUUCUCUUCGUCUUGUGCUGUGGAGGGACGCGGGACGGACUCUGUCGUGUUUUUCUYGUUUGCAGCGUGCCACAGGUGCGCGGCGGGACGUGGGGCCGCCUCAGCGCCCGGCCCGGCCCCGAGGGCAGUGGCCCCGCGGGGACCAUAUCAUAUGUGCGCGUUUUAUAUCUUUAAUACCCGUUUUAAAUGAACCUUUUAGUAAAAAAAAAACCAAAACAAAACAAAAACAAACAAAAACACCACGAAAAAAACCAGGCAAGAAUAAGCCCCCCUAAAAAUUUAACGGAGGAAAUCAAAGACCCUCCUAUUUGGCUGCAUUUGUUGUCGGAGUAGCGUUUUUGUAUAGGAUGUAGUUUGAACGGGUUUCUCCCUUAUGAACAGAAAGGGAUGUCUGUCUUAGACAGAAUGGAGAACUGAAGUGGUAUAUAUGUUGUUAUUGCUGAAGCUGAACUUUAAUGAACCUUUAACACUGUAUUUCCUGGUUGAGAUAGUGUGUAUUUAUUAUUGUAGCUGCGCAUUAUUUGGCUUYUAAUACAGAGGUUUUCUUUCUGGA